AUGUAUGCCAAGGGCGCAACGAAAAUCCUCGAUCCGUGUGCCAAAUGUCUGGACUCGCGCUACGCGAAGGAUUGGAACAGACGAGAAGGUGCCAAGUAUUCCCCGAUGGCAAUUGUCCCUGACCGCCGGGCGAUCCAUGAUUUCGAUUGGCAAGGUGUAGCGCCUCCUGGCCAUCACUUGAAGGAUCUGGUGAUCUACGAAACUCAUGUGCGAGGAUUCACGCGGAAUCCAGACAGCAAGCUGCAAGACUGGGACUCCACAGCUGGUACAUUCCUAGGCUUCAUACAAAAGAUCCCUCACCUCCUGAAGCUUGGCAUCAAUGCUGUGGAGCUGCUGCCUGUCUAUGAGUUUGACGAGACGGCAUGUCCCAGGAAGAACCCAGAGAAUGGCGAGCAGCUUUGCCAUUUUUGGGGCUACUCAACAGUCAACUUCUAUGUCCCCAUGCAGCGCUUUUCAUCCAGAGAUCGCAUUGGCGCAGCCAUUGUUGGUUUCAAGACAAUGGUGAGAGAGCUUCACCGUCAGGGCAUUGAAGUGAUUUUGGACGUCGUCUUCAACCACACAGCUGAAGGUGCAUGGGGCGAGCACUACUGGCACAGCUGGGCCGCGAUUGCUAAGGAUCGCUACUACAUUCUAAGCCGUGGCCACGAUACAAAUUACACAGGUUGUGGGAACACUGUUAGCGCAAAUGACCCCAUGACCUCCGACUGGAUUGUCGACUGUCUCUGCUAUUGGGUGGAGGAGAUGCAUGUGGACGGCUUCAGAUUCGAUCUGGCUUCUGCCCUGACACGUGGAGGUGACGGCAAGGUGUCCAUGGAUCCGCUGCUAAUGAGAAAGAUGGCGAAU
Molecule: messenger RNA, 843 nt
Organism: Symbiodinium pilosum
Lineage: Eukaryota; Dinophyceae; Suessiales; Symbiodiniaceae
Source: the annotation of a GenBank genome assembly